Messenger RNA from Rhododendron vialii, 786 nucleotides. RefSeq lists its product as uncharacterized. The transcript has 3 exons. Lineage: Eukaryota; Viridiplantae; Streptophyta; Magnoliopsida; Ericales; Ericaceae. The coding region runs from base 1 to 786 and encodes 261 amino acids. Gene Ontology annotation, molecular function: RNA-DNA hybrid ribonuclease activity; nucleic acid binding. The record is from RefSeq and is a predicted model, not a curated record.
AUGUAUGCAGCGCAUGAAAACAAUGCCAAAGUAGAGUGUGCCAUAUACUACCUUAGCAAAAAGAUGAUGGACUAUGAAACAAGGUACACUCCUUUGGAGAAAACCUACUGGGGGCUAGUAUGGGCCACAAAGAAACUAAGGCACUACCUAUUAGCGCAUCCAGUAGUCCUGGUUUCUCAGUUUGACCUUAAGUACGUGACAAGGAAAUCAGUGAAAGGAAGGGCUGUAGCAGAAUUCUUGGCAGAUCAUCCUGUGACAGAGGCCGAGGCAGAAGACUUCAUGUUCUCAAACAAAGACAUCUUAUUUCUCCUAGACGACACCUGGCAGCUUUAUUUCAAUGGAGCAUUUAACCAAUGUGGAUAUGGCAUAGUGGUAUUGCUAGUUUCCCUAAAUGACUCUCAUAUUCCUCUGUCAUAUAAAUUGAGGUUUAAAGUCACCAACAACCAAGUUGAGUACAAAGCCUGCAUAGCUGGAAUGGAGGCAGCCGAAGAACUAGGGGCAAAAGGGGUAGAAAUCAUUGGAGAUUCGAACCUAGUGGUGUCCCAAGCAAGAGGAGACUGGAAGCAACAUUGGCCUCUAUGGCCGCUAACAAUCGAGCAAAAGGUCAAGCCAGCAUGUGAGUGCACUUUCACUGAGGAAGGUGAGGAUGAUGGAAAACCAUGGUAUGAGGAUGUGAAUAAAUUCUUGGAAAAUGGAGAGUAUUCCUCCAAAGCUACCUCAAAGGAUAAGAUGGCUCUACGAAAGUUCGCCGCCCGAUUCGUAGUUCGUGGUGGAGCACUAUAUUGA